AUGUUUAGGGAAGUUGUUAUAUACAGUAUGAAAAUGAGUCACGUUCCUAAAAUGGGUGCUAAUAUUUUCCGUAGAUUUCACUCUAGUCAUAAGAAACGAGCUAUUGUGCCACGGUCAAAUAAACUUGGUUCAGCAAGACACCUAGAUGCGCCUUUAGCAGUCCUGUCAGAUCUCGAGCAUCAACAGACCCGCACUAAGAAUCAAGAUCAUGGCGCCAAUGCUGAGGAUGUGCUUUUUGAUAUGUUCAAAAAUGAAGAGACCGAUUUAUUGUCUGUGGGAAAAUUUUUGGCUGCAUUACGAACAACCGGGUUAAGAAAAAAUGACCCACGACUUCAAGAACUUACAGAUAAUUUGAAAGCUGAGCAUUUAAAAACUGGUGGUACUGAAGGUGUUUCUCAUGAAACACAAAAACUUAAUCCUAAAGAGAUUGUAACACCAAAUAUUGCAUUAAUAUCACGAGCAUUCCGACACCAGUUUGUAAUCCCCGACUGGGCCGGUUUAACAAAGCACAUAGAAGACUUUUAUUGGAAGUGCAAGACCAACACCGAGGGGAAAGUGGCCUCGUACAUACCUCAACUAGCCAGGAUGAACCCAGAAUAUUGGGGGGUCUCGGUGUGCACCAUUGACGGGCAGCGGUUCAGCAUCGGUGACACCACCGUUCCUUUCACUCUACAAAGUUGUAGUAAACCCCUGACCUAUGCCAUUGCACUGGAAAGUUUGGGUCCUCAAGUUGUCCAUCAGUACGUUGGUCAAGAGCCCUCGGGUCGGAAUUUCAACGAACUCGUUCUGGAUCACAAUAAGAAGCCUCACAACCCGAUGAUAAAUGCCGGCGCUAUUCUCAUCUGCUCUCUACUGAAAAGUCUCAUAAAGCCCGAGAUGACUUUGGCCGAGAAGUUUGACUUUACCAUGAAUUGCUUCAAGAAGCUGGCAGGCGGGGAGAAUCUCGGCUUUAACAACGCUGUUUUUCUGUCUGAGCGUGAAGCCGCUGACAGAAACUACGCACUGGGUUUCUACAUGCGGGAACAUGGUUGUUAUCCAGACAAAAGUAAUCUCAGAGAUAUAAUGGACUUUUAUUUCCAAUGCUGUGCUAUGGAGUCCAAUUGCGACGCUAUGUCCGUGAUGGCUGCUACCCUCGCCAACGGAGGUAUCUGUCCGAUUACUGAGGAGAAAGUUCUAAAGCCCGAGAGUGUUAGAGAUGUACUUAGUCUUAUGCAUAGUUGCGGGAUGUAUGAUUACAGUGGCCAGUUUGCUUUCAGAGUAGGAAUACCAGCAAAAUCAGGAGUAUCCGGCAGCUUGCUAGUAGUGAUCCCCAACGUAAUGGGGAUUUGUACCUGGUCUCCACCCCUGGACUCUCUUGGAAACUCUUGUCGAGGGGUUCAGUUUUGCGAGGAGCUCGUCAACGAGUUUAAUUUCCACAGAUACGACAAUUUGAAGCACGCUACCAACAAAAAAGACCCUCGUAGGCACAAAUACGAGACCAAGGGACUGUCAAUUGUAAACUUACUGUUCAGUGCAGCCAAUGGCGACGUUACUGCUAUGCGAAGGCACCGUCUCAGCGGAAUGGAUAUGACACUAUCAGAUUACGACGGCAGAACAGCUUUACAUUUAGCGGCGAGCGAAGGCCAUCUCGACUGCGUUGAAUUUUUGAUCGAACAGUGCGGAGUUCCUCAUGAUCCCAAGGACAGGUGGGGCAAUCGGCCUAUCGACGAAGCUGAGACCUUCGGUCAUACCCAGGUCGUCGAGUACCUCAGAAACUACGCCUUGACAUCCAAAACCGAACAGUCUGAAGAUCCUGAAAAAACAAAUAACAAUAAUCAGAAUAAUAACAACAACAACAACAAUGAUAAUAGUAAUCAUAAUUCAAACAAUUCUAACUCAAAUCCGAUUGAGACUGAUAAUGCCAAUGGAAAAUCCCCGCUUCCUUAA
This is a messenger RNA of Cotesia congregata, 1926 nucleotides long. NCBI's taxonomy places the organism in Eukaryota, Metazoa, Arthropoda, Insecta, Hymenoptera, Braconidae. The record is from the annotation of a GenBank genome assembly.